Molecule: messenger RNA, 1701 nt
Organism: Trichobilharzia szidati
Lineage: Eukaryota; Metazoa; Platyhelminthes; Trematoda; Strigeidida; Schistosomatidae
Source: the annotation of a GenBank genome assembly
AUGAAUGAUUGGAAGACUUCAAAGCCUAAUGAAAAAUUACAUCUCCCAUACAAAAAUAAGUUUCUCACUACAGAUUUCAGUCUGUUGGAUUCGGCAAAUGAUAUGAAACAACCGAAAGAUCUAAACUUAGAACCAGGCGCAGAAUCUCGUUUACAAUAUGGUCAUUUAUGGUUUCAACAAAGUACACGUUUCAAAUGUCCUAAGGCCGAUGUAGCAGUUCAUCUAUGGUCUGGUCUUGUAACAAAGACAAAAGAAAACGCAUCACUGCAUGCACUAAUGGUCUUCGGUUUAAAUCAAUCUCUAAGCACGAUAACUUAUGAAGCUAGUGAAGCAGGAUUAGAACAAGAUGUUAGAUUCCGUGACACUGGUUUAUGUAUUCAUGUCAGUGGUUUCAACGAGAAACUAUUUUCUUUCUAUUCAACUGUUCUGGAUCAUAUUAUGGAUCAAACGAAUGAUUUAUCUAAGGAAUUUUUUGAAUCAUAUCGUGAUGCUGCUCUUAAGUUAUACUAUAAUGAGGGACUUAAACCAAGUGCACUUAACACACAUCUUCAAAUUUAUCUUCUUCGUCGUGAAGUCUACCUGCUACCAGAUAUAUUGAAUGCGCUGAAAGAUCUGUCUGUAGCUGAUUUAGCAGCCUACAAACAGCAGUUCUUCUCAAAUCUUCAUAUAACUGUAUAUGCUUAUGGUAAUAUUAGAAAAGAGGAUGCUAUAAAUUUCUUUGAUUACACUGUCAAGAAAAUUAAUCCGCUGCCUAUUCCAAAACGAAAAUUGACGGAUCCUGCUAUUCUCGAUCCAGGAACCUAUCACUUACGUUUAAUGAAUUGUAAUCCAAGCGAUGUAAACAUGUGUCUAGCUCGAGUUCAUAUACUCGGAGAAUCGGAUAUUAAACGUCAAUGUUAUAAUAAAUUACUAGCAUUUAUCCUAUCUGAACCAGCCUUCGACUAUUUACGUACAAAAGAAUCCCUAGGAUACACUGUAUACCUUCGAUAUUGGCUAUCUAUGCCUGGUGGUAAUUGUCAUUCAGGUAUAAGUUUGGUUGCAUGUAGUCCUGCGAAUAAAUUUUCAGUUAACUUUGUUGCUGGCCGAUUAACUGCUUUCUGGCGUCGAAUUGCUCCAAGGAUUAUUGCUGCUAUGCCACCGGAAAAUUUUAAAACUUCGGUGGAAUCACUUAUAUCAAUCCAUCAACUAGAAGAUCCUAAUAUGGCUACAGAAUUCGAAAGGAAUUGGGAUGAAAUUAUGCAGACUACAGCGAAUUUUAAUUACAGAGAAGAAUGUGUUAAAAUUCUGUCAACAAUUACUCAAGAAAGUUUAUUAAGUUUCUUUUUAACAGAGUAUUUGGAUACGAAAAAGCAACGUUCAUUAUUUAUUCAGAUUGAUUCAACUGCUACACCUGAUAUGAAUGGUAUUAAUACUGGAUCAUCAAAUUCGUAUCUAUUAAAUUUCGAUGUUAUACAAACUGAUGAUAAGUCAAUUGCGGAGGAGUACCAGAGUUAUUCAAGUGUUGAUGUAACCAGUGCACUGACCACCUGUGGUUAUGACGAGAAGUUAGUUAAUCAAUUCUUCAAUAAUCAUAAAAACAAUAAUAAUAAUAAUAAUCCCUUGGAUAAAAAUCUACUCGACAAAGAUGAACCUAUCGUUUAUAUUAACAACUUGCUAAAAUUUCAUUCAAAUCUAAAAUAUCAAACUGGUCGAAAUGCAUAA